AAGCGGUGAAAGUUGGGAUAACAUUCCUCUUGCACCUCAUACAGCCAGGACUAGCUCGUCGGAUUAACCCACACUUCACCAACAUGGCGAAAUCAAAAGCUGUCGCGAAAGCCGCACCGAAACAGGAGAAUGCGCUCGCUACGAAGAAGUCCGGGUCGCCGUACCAGCUGGAUCCCGCGCAAGUCGAACGGGCCGCAAAGGGACUCAUUGCGCACAUGAAGAAGCAUGCACAGGAAAAGGAGGAUAAGGCCGACAAGAAGAACCUCGCCGCCGACGAAGACGACGCCGCAGAUCAGGACCAGCCCAUCUUCCUCACUGUCACUACUAAGCAACACGUCCACGACACCAGCCGUCUGAAGCCCGCAAAACUUCCCCUCCCCCACCCCAUAAUCGGUGGCGACGUCCGGAUAUGCAUCUUCACGAAGGACCCCCAGCGCGCAUACAAGGACCUCAUCUUCGAAUCCUCCGAGUUCCCCACCGAGCUCCGCACAAAGGUUGCCCGCGUCAUCGGCGUCGACAAACUCAAGAAGAAGUGGAAGUCGUUCGAGACCAAGCGCCAGCUCCUCGCCGAACACGAUGUCUUCCUCGUCGACGACCGCGUCACCAAGAUCGUCGCCGAAGCCCUCGGCAAGACCUUCUACGGCACAAAAUCGAAGCGCCCGAUCCCCGUGCGGCUCACCGCGGGCGCCUUCAUCGACAAGAGCAAGAAGGACGACAAGAAGAAGCAGGAGAAUGUUGUCGGUACCGCUGCGGGCGUCGCGAAGGAGAUUGAGGCCGCGCUGAGCGCCACGUAUGUUAGCAUGAGCGCGUCGACGAACACCUCGAUCAAGGUCGGCAAGCUGUCGAUGACCCCGGCCCAGCUCAAGGAGAACGUCGAGGCGGUGGUCGAGAAGCUGAUCGAGAAGCACAUCGAGCACAAGUGGCGGAACGUGCGCGGGCUGUACAUCAAGGGCCCAACGACCAAGGCGCUGCCCAUCUGGGUGCACGACGAGAUGUGGGUGGACGACGACAAGGUGCUCGACGCGGCGCCUACAAAGGCCAUCACGGACGCCAGCAACAAGGGCGAGAAGCGCAAGAAGUGGGAGGAGUGGGAGGAGGAGAUGCUGGACGACGAGGACCUCGAGGAGAAGCGGGAGCGCAGGAAGGCGAAGAAGAGCAAGAAGGACCCCGAGCAGGCGAAGAAGAGCUCAAUAAGCAAGGAGAAACGGACCAAGCUGAAGCAGGAAGCGCUUGAAUCGGUGCAGACGCCGUUGAUUGCGAAUUAACCUUGCUUUAUGUGCAUCACCUGUUCGCGGCGUUGGGCGCUUAAAAGGCUGGUCUGCUUAUGUAUGAAUGAAUACCAGAUUC
This is a messenger RNA of Paraphaeosphaeria sporulosa, 1347 nucleotides long. RefSeq names its product ribosomal protein L1. The transcript is spliced from 2 exons. The record is from RefSeq and is a predicted model, not a curated record. NCBI's taxonomy places the organism in Eukaryota, Fungi, Ascomycota, Dothideomycetes, Pleosporales, Didymosphaeriaceae. Bases 84 to 1265 code for a protein of 393 amino acids.